AUGUCACUCCAGCCGCCGCCAAUCAAAAAUUGGCCACACACCUACGACCAGAGAUAUGUAUACAAGCGUUUUAACAUAGAAGAUAACCCCUACGACCAUCAGGUUGUUCACGAUUUAGCACAAGAGGUCUUUGAUAUUGUAGCGGUUGAAUCUCUUCACGAUGGCAGGGCUCUCAAAAACCUUUUCCGAUCGAGUUAUUCACGCACUAAAAUCCAAUUUGAGUGGCGCAAGCGAAUACCGAGGUUACCAGCCGCUGUUAGAGCUCACGUCACGGACGUUGAGCUUCUCACCGGGGCGCUUUAUAAAUACCUCAAUUGCAUCCAAGAUGAGUUGCAAAAGGAGUUUGAGAAACAACUAAAUGAAGCACAAGAAGCAGAAGGAGCAGCAGGAGAAGGAUCAUCAGGAGGGAAGACAGUAGGAGGGAAGACAGUAGGAGGGAAGACAGCAGGAGGAAAGACAGCAGGAGGAGAGACAGCAGGACCAAGUACAGCCCAGCAGCCAUCAGAAAGGUCAGUAGAAAAGCAACCGGAACAACGCAAGAGAUUCAACUAUGGUCGGCCCUUCAUAGUGCCCAAUGGUGAUAUCCAGAUCAUCCGAGCAGAUCACCCUGACAUGCCGAUUGCAAUUAGGGAUAUAUGCCCAGAUGGGGAUUGGAUCAAUAUCGCCAAUAUCAAAUUCGAGGUGUUCAAAGAAAACCUCACCCAAGAAGGAUAUCUACGAGACGGGGACACAAUCUGGUUACACCAUCUCUCUCUGGAUCAACUUGAUCCUGCGUUGAUUUCUAACCCACAGACUGGCGAGGUACGACUGGCAUCCUUCAAUCUCGCAUCUACACUUUUACGGACUAUCCGUGAGCAUUGGCCUAAACUUCGAAAUCCUUCCCCUGAUCCUUUUAGAGGUAACAGACGCUCACCAUUGCCCAGACCAAACAUGACUGUUAUCAUCCGGAGCGGGAAUAUAAGAGGUGGUGCCCUAUCUGCCAAUCAGCCAGCAAUAGCUCGUCCCACUGAACAAAUUGGUGGUAACAAGAUCGUUCCUAACCGCCGUUCUGAACAGGUAGCUCGAUAUGCGGCCAGCAAACACGCCAAAACCAAGCGAAAGAGGGCAGAGGCGGAAGCGGCAGCAGCAGAAACGACGGCAGGGGAGACAGGAGCAGAAACCGAUGCUGAGAUGAAUGCUCCAGCGGCCCAGAGAAGAAGGCUAGGAGUAGCACACAAAAUUGUCGCUGUCCCCGAAGCUGACCCUGCCCCUGGUCCUAGUUCUGGUCCUGCUUUCGCCCCUAGUCCUCUUUUCGUCCCUGGCCCUGUCCCUGGUCCUUUCCCUGGUCUUAGUCCCGCCGCUAGUCCUCUUUUACCCCCCGCCCUCGUCCCUGAGCCUGGCACUGGUACUGGGACUGCUUUCGCCCCUGCUCCCGGUGGGCAGCAACAACAGGAAGGAGGCGAUGAAGCUUCUUUUUUCGAGCUUUUACGUCCUAUAAUCGUUGAAACGGGAUAUGGGGCCGAUUAUGGCCUUGGGCAACAACCCCAGGAAGGGGGUGCCGAUGAUCCUGCUUUUCAGGCGCUUUUAGACCCUGCACUCCGUAACACAGAGGGACUUGCGGGCGAUGACAGCGCCGCCAUGCAAACAUUCCUCAACGAGAAUGAAUGGGCCCAAGAACUGCUGGAGGAGGGAGAACCGAUGGAGGAAUGA
Messenger RNA from Penicillium verrucosum, 1689 nucleotides. RefSeq lists its product as uncharacterized. NCBI's taxonomy places the organism in Eukaryota, Fungi, Ascomycota, Eurotiomycetes, Eurotiales, Aspergillaceae. The transcript is spliced from 3 exons. The coding region runs from base 1 to 1689 and encodes 562 amino acids. The record is from RefSeq and is a predicted model, not a curated record.